Papilio machaon (common yellow swallowtail) is the source of this 955-nucleotide messenger RNA. RefSeq names its product 3-hydroxyacyl-CoA dehydrogenase type-2. NCBI's taxonomy places the organism in Eukaryota, Metazoa, Arthropoda, Insecta, Lepidoptera, Papilionidae. The record is from RefSeq and is a predicted model, not a curated record. Gene Ontology annotation, biological process: estrogen metabolic process; androgen metabolic process; fatty acid metabolic process. The coding region runs from base 101 to 871 and encodes 256 amino acids. The transcript is spliced from 5 exons. Gene Ontology annotation, molecular function: estradiol 17-beta-dehydrogenase [NAD(P)+] activity. Gene Ontology annotation, cellular component: mitochondrion.
CAAUAAUAAAGUCGGCGGUCGAUUUUAGAUUUUAAAAGUUCUUGAUAAAAUUAUUCAUUUUUUAACAUAAAAUUUAAGUGAAAUUAAACUACUUGACAUAAUGUUUAAGGGAAUGGUGAGUUUGGUUACUGGCGGCGCUUCAGGAUUAGGUAAAGCUACUGUAGAACGACUUGUUAAAAAUGAGGGAAGAGUUGUUAUAUUGGAUAUCCAGGGAACAAGAGCGCAAGAAGUUGCUAAGAGUCUUGGUGAAAAUGUUGCCGUAUCAGUCGGUUGUGUAUCAUCGGAAGAUGAUGUAAAGAAGGCUUUGGAAUUGACAAAAUCAAAGUUUGGUAGACUAGACACACUUGUCAACUGCGCAGGCUUCGCACAAACACAUCAAGUGUAUAAUUUCUUUAAAGACAAGGAAUGUAGCUCAAGCCAUUUUAUCAAAUGCAUAAAUGUAAACACAAUAGGCACAUUUAACACAAUAAGAUUAUCAGCGGGUCUGAUAGGGAAAAAUGAACCUAAUGAGAAUGGACAGAGAGGUGUUAUUGUCAACACGGCAUCUACAAUAGCAUAUGAAGGUGAUAUAGGUCAAGCAGCUUUUGCAGCAUCAACAGCUGCUGUGAUAGGAAUGACUUUACCAAUAGCUAGGGAUCUUGCAUCACAAGGCAUCAGAGUAGUUACAAUUGCACCAGGUAUUUUCGACACUCCACUAGUACAAUAUUUACCCGAGAAAGUGAUUGACUUCAUAAAACGUAUGACACCGUUUCCACCAAGACUUGGCAAACCAGAAGAGUUUGCUCUAUUAGUUACCAGUAUAGUUGAAAAUCCCAUGUUGAAUGGUGAAGUUAUAAGAUUAGACGGUGCACAGAGAUGGUUCCCAUUAUAAAGUGUUUUAGAUUUAAAUAAGAGUAAAUAAGAAAAAUAAGGUCUGUUUCCAUUUUCCCUUAGAUAUUAAUCUAAUCAUGAGUAG